AUGCGGGUGCCAUCUUUACAGUGGGUUUCUCGCGUCUCCCAGUGCCCAUUCUGUUUUCCCGCAACUAUCAGCAACAAAGUUCCCGCACAUUUCACCCACGCUCGACCAUUGCAGAUGGCAGGGGAAAUUGCACCGACGAGGUUGACUGCUGGAGCUUCUCUGGUCGUUGAUACACUAGCACACAAGCCGCGAGGAAGCAAGUACGAUAUCAGUACUCUUAGCUCUGAGGAUUGGGUCGAAAUGGAAAUGGAAGAGAGACAACAAUUACAAGUUGAAUAUGAACUGGAAGAGACGCAGGUUCUGGUACGAAUAGAAGCGAAUCAAUCCGCAAUGGGGUCACGGCAGAUCGAACAUCGGGAUGACAACGACGACGACGGCAAUGACGAAGGCAGUGACAACGAGAGCGAAGAUGCUCUACCUACCGCCAAACCCGCACUGAGCACAAAUUGUACCAACCACGUUACUAUCAGAUUCAAACAGACACCGAGCGAUGGAAGUGCAAAGAUACUAUCCGCUGUUCGAGAGCAGAAUUCUGGCUGA
Messenger RNA from Fusarium sp. VM40, 540 nucleotides. NCBI's taxonomy places the organism in Eukaryota, Fungi, Ascomycota, Sordariomycetes, Hypocreales, Nectriaceae. The record is from the annotation of a GenBank genome assembly.